Molecule: messenger RNA, 1330 nt
Organism: Oncorhynchus gorbuscha (pink salmon)
Lineage: Eukaryota; Metazoa; Chordata; Actinopteri; Salmoniformes; Salmonidae
Exons: 4
Coding region: 559-1323 (254 amino acids)
Source: RefSeq, a predicted model, not a curated record
AGAGGAAGUGGUGCAACUCAUUUCCUGCAGCCCCCCGGAAUACACACAGCGAGCAGAGGGGCAAAGCAGCAGCAACAUAAAAAAAAAAACAUCUAAAAAAGGUUUGCGAGUGAAGGACAAAUGGCUCUCCUUGUUAAAGCGACAAAAAUGCAUUGAAUUUCUUUAGCCUUUUUUUAUUUUUUAAUACAGCCGGCUUCCAUUUCCACUCUGUUACACUUUACAUGUUAUGAGGGAACCCGCCCAUAGAAGACAGAACAGUGGAUGGAAGAGCGCGAGAGAGAGUGAAGAGGACGGAGGUUAAGAUACAGGGGCUGGUCAACAGAUCUGGACCACCCUGGCCUGGAUUCUCAGUAUGAGAAUUGCCCCUGGAGCUCUGGUUCUCCCUGCAGCAGAGACAGUAACUGGGACACGGUGCUGGUAGACUCGGUCGGCAGCGACACGCCUUCCUCCUCCUCCUCCUCCUCGGCAGCCGGCAACGACCCCGAGCUCACCUUAGAAUGCCUGGACACGGACUCUGCCUCUAGCUCUGGUGGCUCGGAGAGGAACUUGGUCACCGCGAUGACGUCGUCGUCGCCGCCGCCUCCCGGAGGCCGUAACGGGAACCACUUCUCCCCGUUGACUAACGGCGGCGUUCCUCCCGGUAGCAGCAAUAACAUCAUAACGUGUAACGGGGCGGCGAAUGGCCCGCGGGGGUGCGUGGCCAACGGCUCCGUGGCCAACGUCGGCCCCAACGACGCCUCCGCCCCCGCCGACGGUAGCCACGGCAACAAGCCGAGCCCCUGGGCGUCGGCCAAUGGUGCUGGUCUGACCCCCGGCACUCUGAACCCAAAAGUUAACCACGGUGCCUGGCCCGGUCCCCAGGGACCCUCCGGCUGUAGGAUUGUCCAGCAGGGAGGCUCUCUGGGCUGGGGAGGGACACAGGCGGACAGCCUCUCUCUGUCUGAACAGCCGCAGCGCCUCCUCCUGAAUGAUACCACUGUCAAGACUCGCCACCUUAACACGACCAACGGACCAAAUAACACUACUAACGCCAUCGACACCUCUAGCUUACCAAACUCUACAGGCGGCUCGGUGCACAGGAACGAGUCCGGCUCGGGGCUGCGUUCCUGGGCAGCGGGAGGAGGAGGAGGAGGAGGAGGAGCGGGGUCAGAGCUUGGAAAUCAGCUCUCCAACGGUACCCUGUCUGGCGCCCAGCACCCCCACAGCGAGGGCCUGGCAGGGGGCUUCUCUAAGCCCUGGGGGGGCCUCGGGCCCUGGAGACACUGUAAACGGCCAGGGACACGGCCAGCCCUCCCCUGCUGCUGCUGCUGUUUACAACAGUAAAACUAAC